Molecule: messenger RNA, 443 nt
Organism: Pseudonaja textilis
Lineage: Eukaryota; Metazoa; Chordata; Lepidosauria; Squamata; Elapidae
Source: RefSeq, a predicted model, not a curated record
UUCUUUUCCUCAGUAUGGGAUAGUUUUGGAUGCGGGAUCUUCCCACACGGCUAUGUUUGUCUACAAAUGGCCAUCCGACAAGGAGAACGAGACCGGGAUUGUCAGCCAGCACAGCGACUGCCACGUGAAGGGGGGAGGCAUCUCAAGCUACGCCGCGAACCCGCCGGCCGCUGGGCAGAGCUUGGUUGCCUGCCUUGACCAGGCCUUGGAGGAUGUCCCAAAGGCAAGGCACGCCAUCACGCCCCUCUACCUGGGCGCCACGGCUGGCAUGCGGCUGCUGAAGUAAGUGUUGGUUGACUUCCAGACCCAACGGGGAGACCCCACUGCCUGGCCUCAGGGGGGGCGGAGUUUGGCCAUCCUGUCCCCUUCUCCAGCUUGUUAAGGUAGCGGUGGUCUCUUCGUCCCAUCCAUCCUUCACUUGGGGCAGAACCAAUCCCCCCCCC